GCGCAGGUACGGAACUGAAACCGGGGAAGAUAGAACUCGUGGCCUCAAAAUUCAGCCUGACGCCCACUGCUUCCAUGGCUGCCCUGUAGCCCUCACGAUUACUAGCGUUGAAUCAGCUCUCAGAGCAGCUUCAUGGCCAGCGCUCCAAUGGCAGCGGCGAGCUCUGCUUCGCCGGCUUCUUCUUCCUCCUCCAUCAGGUUCAGCUCCUUCUCUUACCCCUGCACCAGCGCCCGGAGGCCGCUCUCCUUCCGGUACUCUGUCCCGGGCCUCUCUUCCUCCCCCGAUGAGUCGCCGCAGAAACCCUCCGUUCGUGUCUCGGCGAGCCCCAGCAGCACUAAGGCCCGGUUCCUUGCCCGCCGCAGAGAGUCAGUCUCCGUGAAGCAGCUCGGACGCCCUCUGAGCGAGUACAUGAGCUUGCCGGCGAGCCAGUAUUCGGUUUUGGACGGGGAGAGGAUCGAGAGGGUGGACGAAAACACUUUCAGGUGCUAUGUUUAUCGGUUCAAGUUCUUCGCUUUCGAGGUUUGCCCCGUUCUGCUCGUUAGAGUGGAAGAGCAGCCCAGUGGAUGUUGCAUUAAGCUCUUGUCUUGCAAGCUCGAGGGUUCACCAAUUGUUGCUGCGCAGAACGAUAAAUUUGAUGCUUCCAUGGUGAACAAUAUAUCAUAUGACACCACCCGGAACAACUCAUCAGUCCAACGGCUCACUUCUGAGACAUCCAUCGAGGUCAGCAUUGAUGUCCCCUUUGCAUUUCGAGCAAUCCCAGUACAAGCAAUUGAAUCGAGUGGUGCUCAGGUCCUUGAUCAAAUACUAAGGCUCAUGCUUCCACGCUUCAUGGCACAGCUCGUGAAAGAUUAUCAAGCAUGGGCUUCAGGUGAUACAUCGAGGCAGGCUUUGGGAACCGGUAAAAUUUGACCGCACAACUGCAAUUUUCACUCAAUAUUUUGCGUACGAGCCAAUCAAAUGUUAAAAUUUGGUACCAGCUUUGGAAGUUAGUAGGCUCCAAGUAUCGUUCUGUUUGGGGCCAAAUCAGAAAUCAAGUGAAAAUUAGUUUCUCACGGCACCAGCUCUUUUGUUCUUGAAUGUAUGUAUGUGUUAGGAGAUGUUCUUUUCGCAACGAAUGAUGGAAAUUUGUUUAUUUGGUUCAAGAAAAGCAAAUAACUGUCGUUUAAUGAAGAUGGAUUUGUCCCUCAGAAAGUUGUAUUA
Molecule: messenger RNA, 1200 nt
Organism: Punica granatum (pomegranate)
Lineage: Eukaryota; Viridiplantae; Streptophyta; Magnoliopsida; Myrtales; Lythraceae
Source: RefSeq, a predicted model, not a curated record